Athalia rosae (coleseed sawfly) is the source of this 3032-nucleotide messenger RNA. RefSeq lists its product as uncharacterized. The transcript is spliced from 5 exons. Gene Ontology annotation, biological process: sensory perception of taste. The record is from RefSeq and is a predicted model, not a curated record. Lineage: Eukaryota; Metazoa; Arthropoda; Insecta; Hymenoptera; Athaliidae. The coding region runs from base 305 to 1060 and encodes 251 amino acids. Gene Ontology annotation, cellular component: membrane.
CAAGUGGGCGUACAGUCAUCGCGGUUGCAUCGGUUGGUCUUACUCGUGUCUCCUGAUCGCGUUGUAUUACGUCCUGUUUUUCUCAACCAGGGAAUGGUCCUGGAGUUACUACGAUUCCUUUCGGGAGGGAAUAUUCUACUUUGAGAACCAAAAGCUCAGGAGCUGCAUCCACCUGCUUGCGGUUCCGGCUCUACUCAUUGCCAGCGUAACGAGGAACUCGGCGGAUUUGCUGGUGUACAAAAAGCUCGAGAACAUCGACCGAAAUUUAUCGUAUCUGAAUUCUCCCGUCGACCACAAGCUGCUGAUGCGACGAGAGACCGGCAGCUUGUGCAUCUACGUCUUCGUCGUUCUUGCGAUUAAUCUAUUAACGUAUUUUGCCACCGUUACCGCAGACUGCGGUCCCCUGUUCGACUUCACCUGGAUUUUGAACCACUUCCCCACCUUCGCGGAGGCCCUUGUCCUCGCGGGGUUUCUCACACCGCUUAGAAAAAUCCAGGAAAGAUUCUCCAAGGCGAAUGAAAUAAUCCUGAAAUCUUUGACACCGGGAAAAAUCAGCGUCAUACUAUUGCGGUCGAUAAACGUCAACGACGCUCUCCGACUGAGGCUGGCCAGGCGCGUUCAUCACCAACUGCACGACGCCGCGCAACUCCUCAACGAGUCCUACGGUCCCAGACUGCUGUUGAUUUUUCUCAUGACUUUUUUCUCGAUUCUUUUUCAUCUACGAAGUGCCCUCGGUCUUGUUGAAAUUACGAUCGCCAGGUUGGACAUCGCGCUUCACUUCGCAUGGAUCUGCUUCGACGUAGCGAAAUAUUUACACGUGGCCAGCGUGUGUCGCGACACGGUGAAAGAAUCAAAAACGGCCGAGGAAUUUUUCAUCGAAGCUUCCGUAUCGGGGGAAACUAAUGGCCUGAACGACGAGAUAAAGGCAUUCUCUCGCCAGCUAAUGAAUCAAAAAUUGAAGUUCACGAUAUGCGGCAUCGUCUCGAUUGACUUUCCAAAAAGGAUGAUGAUUUACACAUUGAUCCUGAUCUACUUUUUUCCCUUCGUUCGAACGGUGUAAAAUUUUGAGAGACACGUAGAGCGAAACCGACCUGCACAGACUUAUAAUUACAACAUUUAUUCUACAUCAAUGUAAGAAAUGACUUGCCCACGCCAAAAUCUGAUCGCCCAUCACUUCGUUUUGUUCGAUUCAUCACCGAUUAUGCCGCAACCGUAUCUACGGUGCGUCGGAAUCCGAGCUCUAAAUUAUACCGCAACGAUCCGUUCGCAAAGUUACAAAAUAAGAAUGAAAAAUAGUCCAGAGAAAAAGAAAGAAAGAAAAAAGAUCAUCUAAGUAGUUUUGCACUCGCCGUAACGUAUCAGUGAAAGUGUAUACAUAAAUCAUCGGCGCAGGAUGUGGUAUAGCUAGGAUUUAAAAAUGAAACCGGAAAAUACGAAUAUCUGAAUUUUCUUAAUCCCCUUAUUUUUCUCAUGCAUCCGUGCGCUUUUUACGUUAUUUUAGUAUCGUGCGCGUAAGCAGCUAAUUCGAAUUACGUCGGUGUACAUCAUGUACAUUUCAGGGCGCAGUUUGAUGUGGAUAUAUUCACAGUACAUUAUAACCGUGCAGAGAUUAAUUCAGUAAAAUACGAAACGCGCUGAGGUCUUCUUACGACGACGCUAAAAAUGGACGAGGCGAAUGGAUGCUGCGCACCAUCUUUCAUCCAAUUAGCCUACACAUGACGGCGGCACCGGUACAUACCUGUGCAUAUAUAUAUAUAUAUAUACCUACCUAUAUAACUUGUACGAAUAUACAGAACUCUUGUGCCAUAUUACAACGCACCGAUCUAUUUACACGGGGCAAGGUCUUUUUUGCGCAACUGAAAUGAAACGCGUCUUUUAACGUACACCUAUACGUACACUUUUGAAAUAAUACCCACGUUUGUAGAUAACUAUGAAAGUAUAUAUGUAAUACAUAAGUACGUAGGUAAGUCGCUCGCCUCCUCCGCUUUCGCGAGAUUCCAUCCGAUCUCCCGCGUCCACGUACGCACGUGGCCAGAGAUGAUUUACACGAUUCGCAUUCAGCGUUACGCGCGUACGUACGCAACGCAAAAAUGAUUGACGUUAUCGAAAGCUCGCCCCCAUCGACGCAACGUAACACCGCCGGAGGAUCGCCAGAUGUUUCUGGAUAACGAGGAGUUGGCGAAUAACGCGGGGAUGACGACUGUGCGAGUCAAGGCAAGGUGAUACGUGCGUCAACCGGAACCACCGGCAAAAGCUUCGCUAUCUAGGUUGUUUCUAUAUUAGGAAAGUAGGCAGCGAUCGAAACGAUGAGUUUUUCAUCCGUACCGAGGUCACGGGCCCGCGUUGGAUCCUUGGCCAGCCGGUUGAGGAGACGACGCACGGCAAUCGCGUACGCGUCGAGGCGAGAAACCACCCUGUGUAAAUAAAAAAGAAAAUGGACUUCGUUCGCCUCUGUAUCCCGAAGAUCGCGUCUAAGUAGGUAAGUAUGUGAAAUGGAAAGUGGAUGGACCCCACCGGUGAUUCGUAGCCUCCGGUUUCUCAAUCGUCAAUGAAAACGAGCCCCCGACUCCGACGCUGUUUUGAGUUCAACUUUCGACGUUCGCUGAUCAAAGAAAAACCAAUGAUGCGCCACUUCGUUCCCGCGUGAAUAUUUUAUCGACGAAUACCGCCGGGGCUGCUUGCGUGUGUGCCCGAAUUUUCCUUACCGCGAACUGUAUAAUGAAGCGAGAAGAAAAGAAGAGACGAAAAAGUCCUGUAAUCGGAUGAAGGUGGAAAAAGUAAUUACGAGGAGGUUUUUUCGAGUCUCGCGCAGUCGGUCGUCGAAUGGAGAAAUUAAACGACGUACCCGCUUUCUUCGAUUUACGUUAAAUUUGAAGACCGACCGCGGCGCUAGAUGAAAUUACGUAACGGAUUAAUGCCGGCGGCUACAUAACGCGUUACAUACGAGUUUCCCCAUUAUACCCACGAGUUGUUCCCGCUGCGGCCGUUGGCUUCCACUUCUGCCGCGGUGUCAAGAAAAACGAGAAAACAAA